AUGCCGGACUCUGAAGAUCUCGCUGCGACUGCGGCGCUGAAGCGACCUCAUUCCGCCGUGGAGGACAACGACAAUGCCGACGAUGACUCUUCCGACGAUGACUUCGGUCCAGCUCUGCCUUCUGAGGUCGCACCCAAGAAGAAGCGGAGAAAGCUACCCUUUGAGAAGGUCUAUGUGACCGCGCUACCCACCUCGCCGCGGUACUCCAAAUCGCUCAUGCACAAGGAGCAAUUGUCCUUCGUGACGGUCACUCCAUUCACCGAUUUUUUAAUCACCAGCUCCAUUGACGGAGUCGUCAAGUUUUGGAAAAAGAUAGCGGAUGGCAUUGAGUUUGUGAAGGAGUUCCGUGCCCAUCCAGGCGAGAUUCGCAGUACGGCUGUCAGCGCCGAUGGCCGCAGUUUUGCGACGGCGGGGACGGACAAAACGGUCAAGAUUUUUGAUGUGAUUACUUUUGAUCUUCUGGCAAUGUAUAGUCUGGAGUUCGUACCACGGUGUAUCUGCUGGGUGCAUCGACGAGGUGCAUCUCUGCCUCUCCUCACAGUGACAGAUGAGUCCAGCAACACGAUUCAAGUUUUCGAUGGCCGUGGCGAGAACCCGCAACCCUUGCACACUGUCACCUCUAUCCACCGCAAACCCGUGGCAUCCAUCGCCUUCAACAAUGCAUUCGACUGUGUGGUUUCCGCCGAUGAGUCGGGCAUGGUUGAGUAUUGGAGAGCAGGAGAUGGAUCAUUCGAGAAGCCAGACAAUGUGUUUGAGCUGAAAUCAUCGACCAACCUUUUCGCCUUCAAGAAAGCCAAGUCUGUCCCCACCGCAAUCACCAUCUCCCCCUCAGGCGAGCAAUUCGCAACCGUCUCGUUCCCGGAUCGCCAAGUCCGAGUAUUCGAGUUCGCAACCGGCAAGCUCUACCGCACAUACGACGAGUCAAUAGCAACCAUCACAGACAUGCAACAAGCCAACACAGCACCCUACCAAUUAGACGAGGUAGAAUUCGGACGAAGACUAGGUGUGGAGCGCGAAUUGGAAGGAGAAGCGACACGGAACAAGGUCAACGUCUCCUUCGACGAAUCAGGACACUUCCUGCUUUACGGCUCACUAUACGGAAUCAAGUGUAUCAAUACCUACACCAACCGAGUGGUACGAGUCUACGGCCGAGAGGACCCCUUCCGCGCCUUGAACCUCGCCCUGUACCAAGGCCAGCCGCUACGCAAGGGUGUAGUGACUGUAUCAAUGGCAGCCAGUAGUAACCCGCUACUCCAAGAAGCUGAAGAGCGCGAUCCGAUCUUGAUUAGUACCGGGUUCGCCAAGGUCCGGUUCUACAUGUUCACCAAUGAAACGGAGAUAUCCAAGUCAUCGCGCGACGUGCAGAACGAGAAGCCGACCGAAACACAUGGAGGAAACGAAUCAAAUGCCCCCAAGGCCGGCGAGAGCGGAACAGCCGCCAUCCUACACACCACCAUGGGCGACAUCCAUCUACGCUUAUAUCCGUCCGCUGCCCCGCGUACCGUGGAGAACUUUGUCACGCACGCUCGACGGGGUUACUACAACAACACCAUUUUCCACCGUAUCAUCCGCAAAUUCAUGAUUCAGGGUGGUGACCCGCAGGGCGACGGUACUGGAGGCGAGUCAAUCUGGGGCGGCGAGUUCAACGAUGAGUUCUCUAGCUUGAAGCACGACAAGCCGUAUACGCUUUCCAUGGCCAAUGCCGGAGCCAAUACCAACGGCAGUCAAUUCUUCAUCACUACCGAGAAAACUCCCUGGUUAGAUAAUAAGCAUACGGUCUUUGGACGGGCGGUGCAGGGUCUGGACGUGGUGCAUAAGAUUGAAAAUACGAAGACGUUCAAGGAGAAGCCCGAGGUCGACAUCAAGAUUGUUAGCAUUAGCAUCUCGUGA
Molecule: messenger RNA, 1890 nt
Organism: Penicillium waksmanii
Lineage: Eukaryota; Fungi; Ascomycota; Eurotiomycetes; Eurotiales; Aspergillaceae
Product: WD40 repeat domain-containing peptidylprolyl isomerase
Exons: 3
Coding region: 1-1890 (629 amino acids)
Biological process (GO): protein peptidyl-prolyl isomerization; protein folding
Molecular function (GO): protein binding; peptidyl-prolyl cis-trans isomerase activity
Source: RefSeq, a predicted model, not a curated record